AUGUGGAUCACCCGUGGAAUCUCGCUCGUCAAUUUCGGAGUCGCCUCUUCAGCGUUGGCAUUCCAAGUCUUCGUCCUAUACCCAUGGCACAACCAGUUGGACGAUGAAUUCAAAUCCUUGAAAAAGGAACACCAGCGAGUACUGAAACAGCUCGAUCUACGCAAAAUCACGGCUUGA
Molecule: messenger RNA, 177 nt
Organism: Penicillium digitatum Pd1
Lineage: Eukaryota; Fungi; Ascomycota; Eurotiomycetes; Eurotiales; Aspergillaceae
Source: RefSeq, a predicted model, not a curated record